GGGGCAGCGGCCGCCAUGGCCCCGGAGGACGAGCGGGCCCCCCAGGCCUCCCCCUCCCCCCCACCGGAGCCGGGGGGGGUCUCGGGGGCUCGGGGGGAUUUGGGGGGGGGUCCGGGGGCGGGAUUUGGGUCUGGGGUCUCGGGGGGUCUCUACCACGAGCGGCAGCGCCUGGAGCUCUGCGCCCUCCACGCCCUCAACAACCUCCUGCAGCGGCCCUGGCUCAGCAAAGCCGCGGCCGACGGCAUCUGCCGCCGGCUGGCCCCCAACUCGCGGCCCAACCCCCACCGGAGCCCCCUGGGCACGGGGAACUACGACAUCAACGUGGUGAUGGCAGCGCUGGGCACGCUGGGGCUGGCGGCCGUCUGGUGGGACAAGCGGCGCCCCCUGGAGCGGCUCUCGGUGUCCCCAGUCCUGGGGUUCCUGCUCAACGUCCCCUCCCGGCCCCGUCUGGGGGGGCUGCGGCUGCCGCUGGCCCGGCCCCACUGGCUGAGCGUGAGACACCUGGGGGAUUCCUUCUACAACCUGGACUCCAAACUGCCCGCACCUGCCAGCAUCGGCAGCGAGACACAGCUCAGGGAGUUCCUGCAGCGGGUGUUGGAUGAGGGGAGCUCGGAGCUGUUCCUGGUGGUGCCGCGGGAGGUGGAGGAGGAGGGGACCUGGUUGAAGCCUGAGUGACACCUGAACAACACCUGAACGACACCUGAACGACACCUGAAUGACACCUGAAUGACACCUGAAUGACACCUGAACGACACCUGAGUGACACCUGAGGGACACCUGAAUGACACCUGAAUGACACCUGAAUGACACCUGAA
Poecile atricapillus (Black-capped chickadee) is the source of this 815-nucleotide messenger RNA. Its product is annotated as josephin-2-like. Lineage: Eukaryota; Metazoa; Chordata; Aves; Passeriformes; Paridae. Gene Ontology annotation, molecular function: cysteine-type deubiquitinase activity. Gene Ontology annotation, biological process: protein deubiquitination. The record is from RefSeq and is a predicted model, not a curated record. The coding region runs from base 16 to 675 and encodes 219 amino acids. The transcript has 5 exons.